Messenger RNA from Chara braunii, 4127 nucleotides. Lineage: Eukaryota; Viridiplantae; Streptophyta; Charophyceae; Charales; Characeae. The record is from the annotation of a GenBank genome assembly.
GUGCACUGUAAAAUUGCGCGCAGCUUCCCAAGCUUCCGCAGAUUGUGCAUGCACGGGCAAUCGACGCACGCCGGCAGCGGAAGCGCCGCGGUACCGUGCGCGGUGAAAAGUUGCCAACAUCUUCCGCACCGCUUCCGCACCGCUUCCGCAGACUGCGCAUGCACGCGCAAUCACCGCACGGCGCACUCGCUGUAACUACACGGGCGUGCUCGCCGGUCUGCGGUCGUGUUUGUACGUGCCUUUCACACACACACACACACACACACACAGAGAGAGAGAGAGAGAGAGAGAGAGAGAGAGAGAGAGAGAGAGAGAGAGAUGGCAGGGAUUGAGGCAAGCGAGCUGACCCACGAAAGGCCAGCGCUGGCGACUACACCGCUCGUGCUGCCCAAUCGCAUUCUUAUGGGCCCAGGGCCUUCAUCAGCUCAUCCAAGGGUUUUGGCGGCUGCGGCGAUGCCUCUGCUGGGACAUAUGCAUCCUGAGGUCCUGGGCGUGAUGGACGAGGUGCAAACGUGGCUUCGCUACAUGUUCCAAACGUCAAAUGCAAUGACACUGGCAGUAUCUGGAACAGGACAUGCAGCAAUGGAGGCAGCAGUCGCAAAUGUUGUCGAGCCAGGCGACAUCGUACUGGUUGGAGUCAAUGGCAUCUGGGGUGAGCGGAUGACGGAUCUGGCAGCACGGUACGGGGCGGAUGUUCGCCGAAUAGAUGCAGCUCCUGGCACAGCUUUCACCUAUACGAAUGGAUCUUGGCAGUUUUCACAACAUCAAUCCAUGGUGUUGAUAGGGAUGUAUGCGCUGUUUGCCCUCGACACAGUAUGCACCUUAGGAGGCGUGCCUUUGUUUGUGGACUCACAAGGUGUUGAUGUUGCCUACAGCGGGUCGCAGAAGUGCUUGAGCGCACCGCCAGGGCAGUCACCCCUAACUUUGAGCAGCAGGGCAACAGCGAAAUUGGCGAACAGGAAGACAAAGGUAGCGUCUUACUAUUUUGAUCUAAACUUGGUUGGAGAGUACUGGGGCGUUGGUGGUGUCCCGCGCAAGUAUCAUCACACAGGCAUGGUCAGCAACACUUUUGCCAUGAGGGAAGCCCUUGCAAUGGCGGCAGAGGAGGGCAUAGGCAAGCUCUGGAAGAGGCAUCGUGAGAUGGCCGCCAAACUGUAUGCUGGCUUAGAGGAGCUGGGUCUGGAGCUGUUUGUGAAAGAUCCGGCCGUCCGUCUGCCGACAGUUACGACAUUCUGCGUGCCAGCUGGCGUGCAGUGGACUGAGGUGGCUGGUACGUUCAUGUUCCCGUUGGGGUUCGGACGUGUGUGCACGUCCCGCAUGUUGAUGCGAUCAGGAGCAGUCAAGUCUGGCCCCACACCUGCGGAACAGGCAGAGAUAGACCGCAGGUUGGCAGAGAAGAAAAAAGAGAAAGAAGCCAAGAAGAAGCAGAAAGAAGAAGAAGAAGAAGUAGAACAGGAAGAAGAACAAACCUUGCAAAGACGUCGUCACGUUAAUAUCCCGGAAAGUAGCACAGCCAACCGACUCCCCGUUGAACCUUUGAACUGGGCUGACCAAUAUUAUUACUCCAACGAAAUUUUAAAGGAGUCUGAAGAAGAACGUGAUCUGUUCCUUGCUAAGUUAGCUACGGUAAAUGACACCGUUGAGCGGAACCUGAUGAUGGAAGAAAAAAAGGCAGAGUUGAACAAUAAACUGCUAGCCACCAGAAGACAAGAAAUUGAUGAAAAGAAAAGGCUGCAGGCAGAAGGGGAGAAAUUACAGAAAGCUCUAGAGGAGCAAAAAGAUAAACCCUCUGCGACUGAAGAACAACUAGCACUGCUAAGGGAGGCCGUGCUUAACACAAGACAAGAUAUGAACUUAAUGCGCCAGACGCUGCAAAGAGUUGAGACCCAUCGGGUUGAGUUCGAGACUAUUUGGAACAACUUCUUAGAAAAGUCUGCUAAGGACAUGGACCAUCAUGUUCAGACAUAUAUCCAGGUUUUGGAUGAUCAUGUCACUAAAACAUUCACUCCGGAAGUCGUAGAGAGGAUUGUAAAGGGAGAUGGAGGCGAUGGGGGAGAUGGUGACGACGAUGGCGACCGUGACAGGAAGGAGAAGAAGAAGAUUGGGGAUCCUAAAGAAAAACUUCCUCAGGAAUCUGGGCAGGUUAGCAAGAUCAAGCUUAAACUGCCCUGGACCUAUAAUGGGAAAAAGGAAGAGAGUGUCUUACAUUGGGCAGCCGCAAUUGAAACCUACGUAUACGGACAGCGUAUCCCAUAUUGGGACAGGGUAUUGAUGGCAACAUCGUGCAUGGGAGGCGACGCCAUGAGCUUUGCCAUCUUGCUGCAAAAAGAGGCGGGAUGCAGCUCUAUGGUGUGGAGAAUCGGUCUGAUGGGGAACAACUGCCACCCUGCACAAGUGACUCUUGUUCUUGCCGCGCUCAAGGAUGCGCUCACACACGUCGGUUUCCUGAAACACUGAGAGCCAGUGAGAGGCUCAGCUUGAUUGCCAAAGAUUUUCCAUGAUCAUGAUCGUCAAUCAUCGUCAAAAUCGAAUUUCGUCAUCAUCAGCAGGGCAAGGGUUCGAUGCCGUCUUCCUCAUUGCAUCCUCAAGGGAGUUCCCAGGGCAAGGGUUCGAUGCCGUCUUCCUCAUUGCAUCCUCAAGGGAGUUCCCAGCAUGCCACCAUGUGGACGCACAAUCAGCUCAUUUUGCCUGCGCUGCAUCAACCCAUACUAUAUUAAAUGAGUGCUGUCAAUGUGUAAGCCUGCCCCGUGUUUAUCCUUCUGAAGUUGUGAAUGGAUGAGCUGACAACUCUCUCUCAUUCCACCGGCGGCCAGGUCCACUUCUCCUCCUCCUCCCCUCCUCCUCCUCCUCCUCCUCCUCCUUUUUUAUCAUCCAAUCUCUUUUUCUUGAGCGAAGCCUAUCUUCCGCAAGACCUUAGUACUCAACUUGAAGAGGAACUGCCCAACACUGUGCACGCACUGCAGAUGUGUAGUAGAAACAACAACAGAGUUAGUAGAAACAACAACAGACUUUCAAUUGAGGGACGGACAAUGGACAUCCACCCGUUCAGAGAGCAAUCCGUCAAUAUGUGUUGUUGUCAAUUGGGAAUUGCAGCAUGGGGCUGCAGGUGAUAUCAAGGCACGAGUGUGUGCGACUGAUGGUGGUGACGAUAGGUAACUCGUCUUCUGGAUUGCCGAGCCAUCAUUCAUAGCAGCCAUUAAGCUAGUAGAUGUCUGAAUGGGUGUUGGCUAUUGGCUAUUGGCUAUUGGCUAUUGGCUAUUGAAUAGCCAAUCAAGCUCGUGUGGUUGACAGAAUACUAGCUGUGUCUGAUGCGGAUCGCCUUCGGAAUCAUGGCGAUUGUCUGGUCGCCGUACUGGUCUGAGUGACGCGAUCGCCAUUCCGUGCAAAUUGUUCACAUGAAGCGACAUCAUCAAAGCUUUGUCGACAUCAUCAAAGCUUUGUUGAUAUCAUCAAGGCUUUGUUGAAUGGCUUUUGAAUAGCCAGUCAAGAUGGAUGAGAACAUCAUCGAAGCUUCGUUGAGACCCCUUGGCGCACUCGUGCAAAUUGCAAAUUGGUAGCAAUACCCUUCGUCUUUGAGAGGUAGCAGAUUCAUAGUGACAGACUGAGUGUGUCUCUGAAGGUGCUCCUCAAUCCUGAAGGAGCUCUGCUCUGUUGUGCUAUGGUCAGCGUAUGUGGAAGACCUGGUAUGGAAGCAGGGAAAGAGUGGUUCUUUUUUUUUUUUUUUUUUUUUUUUAACAAAUGAGGUUCGAUCGUGCUCGAGCACUGGAACAUGCGCUCGUCAACUUAAUAAGCGUAAAGAAAAGAAAAGAAAAGAAAAUGGCAUCGUUACGUUCUGUCCAUUACCACUGAGGAGCAGGAGUGGGAAUAGGGAUGGAAACAGGUUUGGGAUUGGGAUCUGGACUGGGUUGGGGAAAAACAAACAAACAAACAUUUUGAAACAAACAGAAAAAAAAAGAAUGCGUUGAAGGAGCACAGUUUGUUAGUACCUAUUACCCAUCGCUACUGGAUUGAGCUUCUAGUUGUGUGAGGCAGCGAUCUUAUCGCGUUUUUUUUUUUUUUUUUUUAUAUUAUUAUUAUUAUUAUUUGAAGUAUUUCAUUGGGCAGGGGAAUCAACAGUAUCGCCGUCA